GCGGGCUGGGGAUGUAUGCUGCGCUGUGGGCAGAUGAUGCUGGCACAGGCACUGAUCUGCAGGCACUUAGGAAGAGACUGGCAAUGGGAAAAACACAAAAAACAACCAGAAGAAUAUCACAGAAUCUUACGGUGCUUUCUAGAUAGAAAGGAUUGCUGUUAUUCCAUCCACCAAAUGGCGCAGAUGGGGGUUGGAGAGGGGAAGUCAAUUGGAGAAUGGUUUGGACCAAAUACAGUUGCUCAAGUACUGAAGAAGCUGGCUUUAUUUGAUGAAUGGAAUUCAUUAGCAGUUUAUGUGUCUAUGGACAAUACAGUGGUCAUUGAAGACAUCAAGAAAAUGUGCUGGUCCCCUCCCCAGAGCAGUAGCACAGCCCACAGCAGUGCACAUGUGCACAGAGGUGCUCUGGGCCGAAAUAAGAAUGCAGCAGGAUUCUGCACAGGCUGGAAGCCCCUCUUGCUUAUCAUACCUCUAAGGCUGGGGAUAAAUCACAUCAACCCGGUGUACAUCGACGCAUUUAAAGAAUGCUUUAAGAUGCCACAGUCUUUGGGAGCAUUAGGAGGGAAACCAAAUAAUGCCUAUUAUUUCAUAGGAUUUUUAGGCAAUGAGCUGAUCUAUUUGGACCCUCACACCACUCAGAGUUUUGUAGAUUCAGAAGAAAAUGGCACAGUGGAUGACCAGAGCUUCCACUGCCAGCAAGCCCCGCACCGAAUGAAGAUCAUGAAUUUGGACCCUUCAGUAGCUCUAGGAUUCUUUUGCAAAGAAGAAUGUGAUUUUGAUAACUGGUGUAGUCUUGUACAGAAGGAGAUUCUAAAGCAACAGAGUCUUCGGAUGUUUGAGCUGGUCCAGAAGCAUCCACCACACUGGCCUCCUUUCAUACCUCCAGCAAAGCCAGAAGUGACAACCACAGGAGCAGAACUCAUUGAAUCUACCGACAAGCUAUUUGAAUUGGAAGAGGAAUUUGAAAUUCUGAGUGUAUGA
Molecule: messenger RNA, 978 nt
Organism: Indicator indicator
Lineage: Eukaryota; Metazoa; Chordata; Aves; Piciformes; Indicatoridae
Gene: ATG4A
Product: autophagy related 4A cysteine peptidase
Exons: 10
Coding region: 16-978 (320 amino acids)
Molecular function (GO): protein-phosphatidylethanolamide deconjugating activity
Source: RefSeq, a predicted model, not a curated record